AACAAGCCCGCUACAAGGCGUGGUAUCCUGUCUGUUGUUAGCUCAGUUUAUGAUCCACUUGGUUUUCUAGCACCUGCUUUACUGCCAGCAAAGCUUAUUCUAAGAGACUUAUGUAAAGAGAAAUGUGGGUGGGAUGAAGAAGUAGAAGUCAAACACAUUCAGAAAUGGAAAAAAUGGAUGGAUGAUUUGAAGUUACUUACAGACUAUAAAGUGAACAGAUGCUUCAAACCUACUGGGUUUGGAACCAUAAAGACAGCACAAAUGCACCAUUUUGCAGAUGCUAGUGAAGAUGGAUAUGGCACUGUCACCUAUCUUGUUUUAACAAAUGAAGAGGGCAAAAGGCAUUGUUCAUUCCUGAUGGGCAAGUCAAGAGUUGCACCAUUGAAACAGGUCACAAUUCCAAGAAUGGAGCUGACAGCAGCAGUUGUGGCAGUUAAAAUGGACAAAAUGCUUAAAGGUGAGCUUCAAAUGCCCUUACAAGAAUCUACAUUUUGGACUGACAGCACCACGGUGCUAAAAUACAUCUCAAAUGAAAGCACUAGAUUCAAGACCUUUGUUGCAAACAGAAUCUCUGUGAUCAGAGAUCAUUCACAACCUUCACAGUGGAGGUAUGUCACAUCUGUCCUUAAUCCGCUGAUCAAGCUCAAGAGGGCUGAGGAGGAGGCUGCACUGAAGGAGCUAUACAAUAUGAUCAAAGAGCAUGAAAACACAUAUCCUGACUCCGUUGUUAUUAUUCUGGGAGAUUUUAACCAUUGCAAUCUCCGGAAAAACAUGCAUCAGUUUAUGACCUUCCCCAAUAGGGGAAAUAAAACACUGGACCACUAUGGCAACGUCAGAAACGCCUUUUCAGCUGAACCAAAACCUCAUUUUGGAAAAUCUAAUCACCUGGCGAUCCGGCUCAAUCCAGUUUACAACAAAAGGCUCAAGACAAAGCCAGUCAUAGUCAGGACCAUUUAA
Messenger RNA from Polypterus senegalus (gray bichir), 957 nucleotides. RefSeq lists its product as uncharacterized. The transcript has 2 exons. The record is from RefSeq and is a predicted model, not a curated record. Lineage: Eukaryota; Metazoa; Chordata; Cladistia; Polypteriformes; Polypteridae. The annotation marks the transcript as partial.